Molecule: messenger RNA, 292 nt
Organism: Suillus paluster
Lineage: Eukaryota; Fungi; Basidiomycota; Agaricomycetes; Boletales; Suillaceae
Exons: 1
Coding region: 96-266 (56 amino acids)
Source: RefSeq, a predicted model, not a curated record
CAUACUUAGACAAUGAUAUGAAAAGUUGUUGCGUAUUGCGAAGCCAAUUUGUAAUGUUGUGAUUCAUUUGGCGGUACAUCACAGUAGUUCCCAUCAUGCUUGCAUCGGCAACACUCACGAAACACUCGCUUUCGAAUGCGAUCCAACUUUUGCACAUGCACGCCGACAGGAUGACCUUCAUCCGUCGUUCAACGGACCAUCCGAACAUCAAGAUUGGGGUAAGAAAAAUUAAGUACGCACUGAAUAGUUAUGCGGAUCGUGUUUAAUUCAAUUACUUCAACAAGAGCCGACA